GAGAGGCUCAACUCGUUGACUGAGAUUGCUGGGUGUUGCAGGCUUUCUGAUCGGGUUGCGCGCACAGUGUUGUCUGGAGUGGAGGCUCGCGAGAGGGACGCGAGGACCGACGAAAUGUCCACAUGCGUUAAGCAGCAAAGGCGCUUACGCGUUCCUGCUUUGCAGCGUAUUGAGUACCUGUUUUAUCAGUACUCAGUUGAGGAGGCGCGCGCGCGAAGUAGAGCCAUGCGGCUAUCUGGACUUCGAGCGACGUCUAUUUCACUUGGCAAAAGAGAAGGGGGUCGGACUUCCAUGAGUAAUCCCCUUGCGGGAAAGUUGGGGCCGGACCAGAGGGCAGACACACCCUGCGUGCGCCUGACAGAGCAGCAGCCGGGCAGAGAAACAUACUCAGAGAAAAUUCCAGGCGAAGAUGAUUCGCCAAAGCUUCUCGAAUGGAUUGCGUCCCUUUUCUUGACCACGCACGAAUCUCGUUCAAAAGUCAAGGGAGCCUGUGAUGAGGACAAAAGCGUUCCUGCAUCAACGCAGCACCCGCAAGAUCCCAUGAAGCGAUAUGACAAAAUAGCUCCAGCUGCUGGUGGAAGCGAGUGUGGGCGUUGCCUGUGCCGCUCUUCGGCAUAUGCGGACCUGUUGCGCUUCUGCCCUCUUAGGUUUAGGAGCCAAUACAUGGAGUUUGUGACGGAUGCGAUUCUUCAAGGACGUAGUGACAUUACUUCAUGCGCCCCUACGAGAAUUCGAGGAAUCGAAAAGUUUGCCUUUUUAGCUUCAGUUCAUGGGCCGACGCUCGGCUUUCUGCCAGCUUUUCGGGAGUUUGCGGCAGUUAUUUCUUUUUGUCUUUCGCAUGACUUUCGACAAGUCCGUUGGAUACUGCCCAGAUCAGGUGGUUGGGUUGAAGACAAAGAGCUGGAGUUGGGGGAGCAGUACAACGCGCGCGGCCUGCGCUUCGUGCGUGAGGUCACGCCCGAUGCGUAUGUAUCCGGGAUAUUAAGGUCGACGUGUCCUCAAAUGCUGAAAUAUUGCUCUUCCGAUUUCAGAGAGAUUCCGGUCAUGUGCGGAUGUGCGUAUCUCAUGGAUCCGGACGAUGUGCCCUACCGAUUUCAUGUCGAUCGAGAGUUCAUUUUUUUGGAGCAGCUAGAAAUGUACGUCGACGACGCAGAGGGACACAGGGACAUUGUCGGCUAUACUUUUUCGAAUGAAACGGAGUCAGAGAUCUUGCGCCUUUUUGCUGGGGAUGAAGAGGUAAGUACUUACUAAGGCAAGAGAAGCCGCAAGACGGCGAGACGAGGUGCAGGCUGCUGGAGGUCCGUCAAUCAUUCAUUACUAUCCUGCGCGGCAGCGUACCGCUGUAAUUCGAUACUACUGCUAUCCGCCGCACGAGCAAGAGGAGACGCCAGAAGAAAAGCAAAGGUGGGGCUGUACAAUGCAGCCCUUGGCGUGCAGCGUGCCGGAUCAUCGGGCUCGCUACACGCAUCAGAGUGAGACGCGCAGUGAGGCCGAUAUCGUGUCGGAUUGUGCUAGUCAAUCAGAUUCCUUUGUUUCCUGUGUCGAAAACUGACAGCACCGAAGAACACGGUAAGCAUCAAUGGGAAGCUCAGUUAUUAUCAUAAAUUUUCAAUUCUACGCUGCAGCUAGAGGCACCAGAGGACCCGCGCGCUAUCGCUGUAGGAGGACAAGGUGAUCAUCAAGAAGAGCAAAAGGACCAAAUACAUCUGGGCCACAACUUUUAUUCGAUAUUGUACAGGAAAUUUUCAAAAUUACUAUCAAAUACUUCGUAAAUGUGGUUUUGGCUGCUUCUUCUGGGAAUGUGCGAGCAAAGAAAUACGAAUUGUAUUGCGCAGCCCCUUCUUCUUUCCAUUCUCGACAGAAGACAUUUAUCGACAAAAGUCACAUGAUCCCACUCAUUUCCGGUUUUCUUGAUUAUCUUGUGACGGAUGUAGCAGGGAAUGCCUCCCAGCAAAUUGCGAAUUGAGAAUGAAGCCCUCUCGUCGAAGCAAUCCCCCACUUGUACUUGUAGACGUGCAAAGACCAAUGACGCACGGCUUGAAGAGACGACGUUCUAUGAUGUGAAGACUUACGUAUCAGUAUGAACAAAGAUUGAAGGAAUAGCGAUACCGUACGAACACAGUACAAACCUGAUAAAGGAUGCGAGUG
This is a messenger RNA of Amoebophrya sp. A25, 2148 nucleotides long. The record is from the annotation of a GenBank genome assembly. Lineage: Eukaryota; Dinophyceae; Syndiniales; Amoebophryaceae.